AUGGUAUGCCAGGCUGUUKACCCCACGGUUCACCUCAUGCGAAAUCUUUCUGUCCCAUCGAACAAGCAUCCCGAUUUGGUGAUUGCAGCGGCGCGGGGUACGUGGAUGGAUCGAACUUGGCUCGCUGUUCAUGAAAACUUUCGACGUAUGGUGCUGGUCGAGGACACCAGCGAGAUUGAAUUUUCGAAGGGGAGCCCUACGCCGGUGGUGGUUGUCGUUACGGAUUCUUUCAAAGCAAGAGCUUGUUCGAGCCCUGGAGAGGAGACGAGAAUACUACGACGAUUGUUCGCUGGCGCGAGCAAACUACUUUGGGUUACCUCCCGUUCUGACGCUAUGCCCGUCUCCCUCUCCAAAGCCGUUACAGCGGGCCUUCUCCGUGGUUUCUCAAUGGAGCAUCCAGACACAAUGUUCCAGUACCUCGGGCUCCCCUCUAAUUCGGCCUCCAAGGACAAUGUCCGUACUGUGGCGACGCUCCUGGUGAACCUCAUCCGCACUGAUGCUCGAGACAGCUCAAGCACAACUACUGGUACGCCUGUAGAGUCCCAGCUACGACUGUCUGAGAAAGGUGUUCUGCAUGUACCGCGCCAUACAUAUUCCGAACGUAUGAAUCAGCGGCGCCUGGCUGCCCAUCUUCAAGUUGAAGACGUUGUUUUACUCAACCGAGACAAGCAAUAUUCUGUCCUGCAACUCGAACAUGUAGAAACUGUUGAGAAGCGAACUGCUCGCCUCCAUGCAUACCGGUCCACCCGACCCCUACCUGGUAUCUCCACGGCCACAGUAGAAGUCAAGGUUCAUUUCUCCACAGCACACAGUAUCAAAAUUGAAGGGAUUGGGGAUUUCUAUCUCUCGAUAGGAGUAGCUUCCAGCCAUAACAACCCUGAGUGUCCUCUGAAAGGAAGGGGUGGCUCCUGUCGCGUCCUCGCACUCUCUGAGCGCAAUGCGACGCGGGUACGUACGCCCUCUUCAUGGUGUUGGGUCGUGCCCCCAGCUGUUUCUACCGCUGAAGAAGCUGGUUUCCUUGCGAAUAUAGCUGGUAUGUUGGUCGCAAAAGGGAUCUUAUCGCAUACAGCACCAGGUUCUGUAAUAUUGGUUUUGGAAGCUGAUGUUACCAUCCUCCACAUCCUAAAUUCCGUCGCACCCUUGCAUAAGACUGAGAUACUGGCCAUCACGCACAAGGUGAGCAUGGAAGCCAAGAAACCAGGUGCCACGGCGACGGCACAUUCACAAACACAUGUUCCUGCGUCCAGUAUCCCUACUGCCUUAGAGAGCGUAUCUGGGCUGUUCUACCCGAAGGACGCCCCUUUCCCAGUAUGCUCGGUGGCCAAAUCACUUUCCGGAGAAGUUGAUUUAGGGCCAGCAACCGUGAUUGAUUGGUUAGCUGAGGAGGGAACGCCGAUCAGAGCACAGAUCCACCCAGCGGCCGAUGGGGUGUCUCUGUCCCCACAGAGCACGUAUGUUCUCCGGGGGCUUCCCGAAGUUCUGGGAAGGGUUGUCGCCGAAUGGCUUGUCUCCCAUGGCGCACAGCAUCUAGUUCUUGUCGCACCAUUCUCUGAAAACGCCCAGUGGGUAUCCGCUAUUGCAUCUGAUGGCGCAGAAAUUACCACAGUCCCCAUUAAAGAAGAUCUUGUAAACACUGUGCUUGCGAUCCGCGGCCAUCCAUCCUUGCCGUCGGUCCAGGGGAUUGUGUUCAGCGGCGAACUUGAUACUGGCAUCACGCCUGAUAUGGCGCUAGCGAACACGAUCGAGAGGGCCAAAGCCCUGUCGCAGCUUUAUGACCCCCCCAAGCUAGAUCUCUUUUUGGGGGUUGGUCGCUGCCCGGUCAAACAAGAUCCGCAACAGUUCGCCGUAACUGAAUAUCUCUCAACACUAGCUCAUCAGAGAACAAUGUCCGGUCUUCACGCGAGUGUACUUUGCCUUGGGUCCGGAUUGAAUAUUGAUGCCUUGGAUGGGGACGACAUAUCGGAGAUUCUUGCGGAGGCUGUCCUGGCUGGAGAUCCCGUUGGCAGCAGAUUUCGUAGUAUGCACUCGUUCGACCCGGCAAUGUCUAAUAUGCUUCCCUUGUCGAGGAAAGCAAGGCAAGGAAAUCUUGUUGUUGAAGCAGACGCAGAGGAGACAGAGACACCGUUAAGCAUUCAACUCGAGCGUGCCAAACAAACUGCGUCCGCCGUCACGGCUGUACGAGGUAUCCUGAGCCAGCACUUCACCAGAUAUCUCCGGGCGCUGCUGCAGUCUGCCACGGAGAUCACCGACGAACUUGGUGUUGACUCUAUAGUAGCAGCACAGUUGGGUGGAUGGUUUUCCGCGGAGGUUGGAGUGAAGGUUUCGGUUGUUCUCAUUCUUGCAGGGUCAUCCGUGGGUGAGGUUCUUCAAGAGGUCGCAGAGAAGUUUACUUACUGA
Messenger RNA from Aspergillus pseudoviridinutans, 2397 nucleotides. RefSeq names its product beta-ketoacyl reductase. Bases 1 to 2397 code for a protein of 798 amino acids. The record is from RefSeq and is a predicted model, not a curated record. Gene Ontology annotation, biological process: fatty acid biosynthetic process; secondary metabolite biosynthetic process. Gene Ontology annotation, molecular function: fatty acid synthase activity. The transcript has 3 exons. Lineage: Eukaryota; Fungi; Ascomycota; Eurotiomycetes; Eurotiales; Aspergillaceae.